AUGGCUGUCCAUCGAAUAAAAGGAGGAUUGGACGACGAAAUCCCAGAAACUCCGCACCGAUGCCAAGGUUCGCAUGAUGCAGGAGAACGGUGUGCAUUAUGUCCGAUACAUCACCGCUGGCGACGACCGGGUACGGCCGGAACAUCAGUUGCGGAACAACAAAAUAUACCGGAUGGAAGACGCGCCAUGGCUCGGAGAGUACAACUGCAGAUGCACAAAGAUUCAACAGCAAAGAAACCUGAACUGCCUACACCAACAAAAUUGGAUACAUAUCCUGACCCAGUUAAAACAACAGAACCUGCGCCAUCAGAUAAAGGGGCAUACGCAGGUAUCGUGCGGGUAGAUGCGCCAGUUAUCGCGUACCCAGAAAUUAUCGCGCCAAAGGAUUCAAAUCCAAAGUACAUAACACAGACGGCAAAAAUGGCCAAGGAACAAACAAAGGCCGUUAAGGAGUACACGAGCGUAUAUUAUUUGCCGAUUAACAAAUUACUCCGCCGUAAAAUAUCAACCGAUGAGGCAGUGGAACGGUGGGAGGAUUACGACGAGAUUGUAUUGAAUAUCCACGAUUUAGAUUCGUGGCUGCAAGGAGAGGUAAUAUCCCCCAUAAUUCGUGGUUUUGAUGAAACGGGAGCUGCCGUAGAAAUCCAGGCUCCUAAAAUCUAUCGCGGGUUAUCUGGAAAAACGACGACAACCCCACUUCUGAAUACAAUCAAAAAACUUGGACUUGAGGAGGCAAAAAAAGCACUGAUAGGGCAUGAGAUAUCAGAUUUAGCUUUCCAGUCGUGGUCAAUAAAGAAAGAGGGGAAGGAAAUUAUGUCCUCAUCUGAUGAAAGCAAAUAUUAUUUUCGUGUAUUUUCAGUGAACAUGGUUCUGAGUGGAAUGACUGCUGAAAAGGUUGCACAAUCUGCCAAUGUAUCAACAGUUUCUGUAUCAAAUUGGGUAAGGAAUGUUGAUGAAAAUGGAUUUGAAUCACUGAAAAACAAGGAGAAGUUAGGAAGACCAAAAAAACUCACUGAAGAACAACUGACUGAAAUCAACGCUAUGCUUCAAGAAGAUCCAAAGACAUAUGGUUUCAAAGUUUGGGAUGGACCGACGUUAUCAGCACUGAUAAUUGAUAAAUAUGGUGUCGAUUACAGUGUUCGAAAUUCACAACGAUUGUUCCAUAAACUUGGAUUUUCUCACAUUCGUCCACGGUGUUUUCCAUCGAAAGGAUUUGAGGGCACUGAGCAACGUCAAGAGUUUAAAAAAAAACUCGACGCAAUAAAAUCUGAUCCCAAACUCAUUCCCAUAUUUCAAGAUGAAGUGCAUUUUAAGAUACAGACAAGUAUCACAUUUGGCUGGUAUAAAAAAGGUAGCAAACCAACCGUAAAAUCAUAUCCAGGAAGACAACAGAUCUCAUAUUCGGGUUUUGUUAAUCCAAAAACAGGCGUUUUAUUUGUAGCGAAACCAGAGAUAUUCAACUACCUCACAACUAUCAAUUCACUCCGUUCUUUUCUUAAUGCACAUCGACCAUCAAGAGGUAAGAAAUAUGUCAUCAUAAUGGACAAUGCUCCAUGGCACAAGAAAGUUUAUCGCCUUAUUGUUACAGAAAACAAUGAAGAAUAUGCAGACAUUCGGAAAUAUGCCAAGUUUCUCUUAUUACCCCCCUACUCACCAGAUUUAAAUCCAAUCGAGCAAGUGUGGAGAAUUACACGGAGGGAAAACACACACAAUCGUUUCUUUGCAUCGAAGGAGAUAUUAGAAGAUACCGUUGAUAAGGCAUUUCAGUUUUUUGAGAUGCCAAACACCCAAUUACAGACACUUUGUGGGGUGCAAACAUAA
Messenger RNA from Cylicocyclus nassatus, 1821 nucleotides. The record is from the annotation of a GenBank genome assembly. NCBI's taxonomy places the organism in Eukaryota, Metazoa, Nematoda, Chromadorea, Rhabditida, Strongylidae.